Pezoporus occidentalis (night parrot) is the source of this 2531-nucleotide messenger RNA. It is a transcript of the gene IFNAR2, whose product is annotated as interferon alpha and beta receptor subunit 2. Gene Ontology annotation, biological process: cytokine-mediated signaling pathway. The record is from RefSeq and is a predicted model, not a curated record. Gene Ontology annotation, molecular function: interleukin-22 receptor activity; protein binding. Lineage: Eukaryota; Metazoa; Chordata; Aves; Psittaciformes; Psittacidae. Bases 984 to 2495 code for a protein of 503 amino acids. The transcript is spliced from 9 exons. Gene Ontology annotation, cellular component: plasma membrane.
GGUGGGGGCGUAGAGGAGGCCGCUGUUGCCUGAAACCGGUAACCCCGCAGCACGGCUUGGUGUAAUACCAGCGGAAUCGCACUUAAAAACGGCGGGUUCUGGGGAUUGUUCCUUCGGCGAUGUCACUGGCUGCAAAACAGAACCUAGUGAUAUCCUGUGGGUUGCAUUGUAGGUAAUCGUGUAGCCCAGGAACACAAAUUUGUCAGAAAAAAAUGAGCAGCGGUAGAGUCUGACGAGGUUUUUUGGCAUCAAUGCUGUUUCACUGUGUCCUCCCCGCCGUGCUGGAGCGGCACACCACAGCCGAGGAGUUUGUCUAUCCCUCUGUUUUAAUGCUGUAUGACCCACGCUGGCCCUUCCAGGGGCAUGCCUGGCUCACCAGGAGCACUGCUGGCAGUGUAUGCAAGAUGGACUUGUGGGUAACGGACUUGGAUUAUUAAGGUUAAAUUCUUUCAAUAUCCUUAGAAGCAACUUAUCCAAAGUCCCCCAGCAAAGCCAAGAAUAGAGCAUGGGCAUAAUACUACAACCCACAGAGCGAUUCCAUAGUUCACAUGGUUUCAGUAGUAAAGUUAGUUUGUACAUUGUAUUACCUGUGUGUAGAUUUAGGACAAUUCUCUGCUGACUUCUCUGCCUGAAACGUCUUCUGUGGUUUCUGUCUCUCUCAUUCUCACUCAACGUUCCAAUAAGUAAUUUAUAUAAAUGAACACGCCAUCUGAUUAUUUUGAAGAAAAAGGUGUGUUUUCUGCUUUACUGAUGUGGAGCUUUUCUGAAAUACAAGUCAGUGGCUUUCAAAACCUGCUUUGUCUAGUUGGAGGCAAAUACAAAACAACCCAGCCUGAACUCCAGUUCAGGACUCGGUGAAGUUGAGUUUUGAUAGUGCUGAAGGCUUCAAGCAGCUCUGAGGGGAGUUACUGUGAGCUCAGGCUGAUGAGGUACAGGAGCAAAAUGGUUGUUCUGCAAUCAGUAGGUUAUAUUUCUUAACUGCCAUGGAAACACUGAUGAAUAUACCAAUGCAUUUUCAUCAACUUGUGUUAAUCAACAUUCUAUCUACGGCUUGUCACAGCUUGCCUGAAAGAUUUCUGGGAGAGCUACCUCAAAAGCUACAAAUGGAAUCUUACAAUUUUCAGCACAUUUUGUCCUGGCAGGCAAAAAGUGAUCCAACUAUGCCAACAUACUAUCGUGUGCUGUACACUGACCGCAGGAACUGGAAGACUGCUAAACAAUGUUCAAAUAUUAUGCAACUCUCCUGUAAUCUGACAGAUGAUUUUAAACAGGUGAACACUCAGUAUUCUGCAUUGGUUCAGAGCUUUGUAGGAAAUCAAGAAUUCAAUUCUUCUGUACUUCAUUUUGUGCCAAUUACUGACACAUUCCUUGGACCACCAGAAGUUAAUAUCAGUUCCUGUAUAAACUGCAUAAAUGUCUCCAUAAAGCUGCCAACCUCUUACUUCAGAGAAAAUGGAAAGCUACUGUCUUUAAUUGAUAUAUAUCAAGAGCUUGAUUAUGAUAUAACACUGAAAACACUUAAUGGAGAGCAUAAGAGGCCCCAUGAGAAAACCACUGAAGAUGUUUUUAAUACUGUCAUUGAAGAAUUGUAUCCAAAUAGAAAUUACUGUGUGUCUGUUGUGGUCACUGCAUCUCUAAACAAACAUUCCAUCCCAUCCACCUGGAAAUGCGUAGCUGCAGGCUCUGUAGCUCACCAAGAUUAUUAUGCAGUUGUUAUCACAUGUGCUGUAUGUUUUUCACUGAUGUUAGCUGGUGCCUUGAAGUGUGUGCAUGCAGGAGGCUAUAUUCUUCAAAAUAAAUCACUUCCACAUACUUUGGUAUUCAUCAGGAGGUUAGCCUAUCCGCCUUGGACAUUUGAAUCUGAAAAAAUAGCCUCUAUAGAGAUCAUUUACAAAGAGGCUAAAAAAAGGGCAAAUAAUUCCAGUGGUGGUGUCAGUGAUGAAGACGAGAGUGAUGACAGUGAUGUCAUAAGUAAUCAUGACUAUACAAGGCGUGAUAUCUUAAACAGAGUACCUCAUUCCUCUGACGUACCAGAUGCAUCCAUGCAGUACUCUGCAAGUAGCAUGUGUGAUGACAGCAGCAGCCAGGCAAGUGAAAAUCCAAACACUGACCCAGAAGAUGUUGAAGAGCAGGAGUCGGACAUUGAAGAAGACAAAAACACAAGUUGUGAGUUACUUAAUCCUUUCUCUGAGGCAAAUUGUAACUAUUCUUCGAGGCCAAAGGACAAUGCUUGUUUUACCAUUAACUUAAAAACUGUGCUGUUGGGAACCUCUGAAGAGAAUGUGGAUAGUUCUGCAGCUCUUCUUUCUUCCCAAGAAGAUGCAGCUGAUUGGCAAUGUACUCACGCUGUUGAAGCAAAACUCCUGGAUGAUGCAGAAAGUGUGCAGAAACCCCACUGUCAUAACAACUCUCACGAGUGGCAAAACUCUUCUGAUGAUGAAAGUGACUCAUCAGAUUCAGAUAUGUACCAAAAAAAUGAAUACAUAAGAAGAUGAACAAAUAAAAACCACUAUUGUUUUAUGACAUACAAA